AUGACGGGUUUUUAUACGAUGACGCUGAGGCGCCGUGAGGACACGGAGCCGGGGGCGGCCGCUUCCCGCACCCUCCCCGCCGGGGACAUUCCCGGCCGCGCUCCCUCGCGCCGGGAUGGGGUCACGGUGCCCCCCGAGGGGCAGGGGCGGCUCCGGCCACCGCUCACCCCGCUUUGGGCCGCGCUCUGCCCCCAGGGCAGCAGGCAGCUGCAGGAGAAGUCGCUGAAAAUCUCCUCCACGCUCUACGUGGGCAACUUGUCCUUCUACACCACCGAGGAGCAGAUUCAGGAGCUCUUCUCCAAGUGCGGCGACGUCAAGAGGAUCGUCAUGGGGCUGGACAAGAUCAAGAAAACUCCCUGCGGCUUCUGCUUCGUCGAAUACUACACGAGAGCAGAUGCUGAACACGCCAUGCGAUUUAUCAACGGCACUCGGCUAGAUGACCGCAUCAUCCGGACGGACUGGGACGCAGGAUUUAAGGAAGGGCGACAGUAUGGGAGAGGAAAGACCGGAGGACAGGUGCGAGAUGAAUACCGGACAGACUACGACAUGGGAAGAGGCGGCUUUGGCAAGAUCAUUCAGAUGCAGAAGGCAAAUCAUCAGCCUGCAAUCUAUUAAUUGCCUCGUGGGUCCUAGCUCGUAGGAGCUAGCCCUGCACUUGCAUUUUGGAUUGGGGUAGGGAGUGAGAUACAAGUUCCAGCAAAAGGUGACUCUCCUUAGACUGUGGAUAUACAUGUGUUCAUUCCCCCUUCCUUCUGGGCUAGAGAGGAUGUUCUGUGCUGAUACAGGGCAACAAGGGAAAAAACGGACAGCUCUGCAGGAUUCCUGGUGAGAAGAG
Messenger RNA from Tinamus guttatus (white-throated tinamou), 835 nucleotides. The record is from RefSeq and is a predicted model, not a curated record. NCBI's taxonomy places the organism in Eukaryota, Metazoa, Chordata, Aves, Tinamiformes, Tinamidae.